UGCCGCUGCUGGACGGCGACGAGGACUUCAUGAUUGACAUGCAAGAGAUCGAGACGGACAUGGAAAUGGCCGAGAGGUCCGUCAGCACGGUGCCAGCCGCCGAGGGCGGCGACGAGGACGGCGACGAGGACGGCGACGAGCAGGUCGACAUCCCCGCGAACCACAAGAAGGCCAGCCGCGGCUUCGACUCCUCGGACCAGAACAGCCUGACGGGCAAGCAGUCUCGCUUUGCCACCGCGGCGCCUCAGGACAAGAAGGAAGAGACGAUGAUGGCCAAGCUGCCCAUCAAGGACUACAGCCUGACGGGCCGCGACAAACCCAUCGACGUCGUCUUCGUGUUCCCGCAUGCCAACGAGACCCGCAAGCGCGAGCUCGAGGUGGUUUUGGUCUUCCCUCAGGGCCAGAACGCCACUGUCACGACGGGGCAGCCCGCGGGCAGCGCGCCAACCUCCACGGCGCCAAGUACCACGGCUCCAACCUCCACGGCGCCAACCUCCACGGCUCCAACCUCCACGGCGCCAACCUCCACGGCUCCAACCACCACGAUGCCAACCACCACGGCUCCAACCACGACCAUCGCCUCGACUUUGACCAACGACAUGACGCCGACCGCGAGCGAGACACCAUCGUCCACGACUGAGUCGCCCACGACGUCAGCAGCGACGUUGACCCGGACUGUAGGCGGUGAGGACGACGACAAGCAGGUCCUGGCGUCGGAGCGGAAGGAGACCACUGCCGACGCCCCCGUCGCCCUCCCAACCCGCGCCACCGCGGCGAUAAACCGACCGAAAAGCCGGCAGGACAUCUACAAGAAGUACGCCAACAAGUACGCCAGCAGCAGGCCGCCGCCAGUGUCCUUCUUCCACAAGGACGGCAGCAAAUCGACGAGCGCCGUCGAGGAGGAGGAGCUGGCCGCGGGUGCGAGCGAGGUGCAGCCCUCCGUGCUGCCGCCGCCCAUGGCGCCCUGGCCCGUGGUGGCGCCGAGGGUCUCCGGCGGCGUGCGCCUGGAGGCCCAGGAGGCCCAGGAGGCCCAGGAGGCCCAGGAGGCCCAGGAGGCCCAGGAGGCCCAGGAGGCCCAGGAGGCCCAGGAGGCACUUACUGGCGACGAACUGGCGACCAUCCGCAACAUAACGACGCUGCAGCAGGAGCACCCUCUCGGCGCCGCCGAGGGCCGCGUGCGGCUGGAGCGGCUGAGCUCGCUGCAGAGCAUGCUGGUGACCAACUUGGUGUCGAUCCAGAGGGAGCUGGCCGAGCGGCAUGCCGCCAUGCGCCGCCACAUGGAGAGCAGCCUGCACCUGCCCGCCGAACACCGCGGCACGGCUCGCGCGCUGCAGCAACGCUCGACCAACGUGACGGAGGCCUCCGCGACCACCACGCCGACGAAGAGGUACCGCCGGCCGCCGGCCUACCGGAAACCCCCAACCCCCACCGAGGACAAGGAGAACGCCGUGGACAAGAUUUCGUACAGGACGCUGUACAAGAAGAGGAACAACCCGGCUGUCAAACUGCCCUCCGCCCUCGCCACCAUGAUCGGCACGACUAGCAGCACCACCACGACGGCAGCCGCCACCACCACCACCACGCCCAGCCCCACCGAGAUGACGGUCACCUUGACCACGGCGGAGCAGAUGACACACGCCGAUGACGUUGCCGCCGUGACAGAAACCAGCACGAACCCCGCCGUCAACAUGCACGACGAGGAACCGGCCGAGUCCACCGACUCGACGGUCAUCGCCAUGUCACCGACCGCCACGUCGACGCCGCUGGUCACCAGCAGCAGCUCGCCGACACCGGAGCCAGUCCGCAGCGCCGCGGCAGAAUCUGGGGCCGUCGCCAGCGUCCCGAACCAGGAAGGACAAACAGCCGGCGUGUCCGAGAAAGCGGACGGCGCCGCGGACUCCAAGACCGUCGCGCUGCUCUCCCCGAUGGUGUCCGCCGCGUCCGAUACCGUCGAGCUGAGGCAGUUCGGGCAGUUCGGCGGCUUCCAUCCGAGCUUCCUGGCCUCCCCGAAGGACCCCGUGCACAGGCCGAGCCGCCUCACCCUGCUGGGCGGCGUGCUGCCGGAGGACGACCCUGCCCUGGCCAGCGGCCUGUUCGGCCUGGAGCGGCGGGAGCGGGGCACCUUCCACGCGCCGCAGCACCUGGAGGCCGGCUUCCUGCCCGUCGUGCCCGCGUCCGUGGCCGUGGCCGCGCCCGCCGCCGCGCCGCAGAUCGUGGGGCCCAUUCCCGGGGGCUACAAGGACGUGCUGCGGGGCUCGCCCGUGCAGCUGGACCUGCCGCGCGCAGAGAGGCCCGUCGACUUCCUCGGACGCGUCAAGAGGCAGGCCCAGGCCCAGGCCUUUGCGGAGCCACAGGGCAAAGGGCUAGCCUGA
Messenger RNA from Thrips palmi, 2372 nucleotides. Its product is annotated as flocculation protein FLO11-like. Bases 30 to 2372 code for a protein of 780 amino acids. The record is from RefSeq and is a predicted model, not a curated record. The transcript is spliced from 5 exons. NCBI's taxonomy places the organism in Eukaryota, Metazoa, Arthropoda, Insecta, Thysanoptera, Thripidae.